AUGGCAGUGUCGAGCGUCAACCGGAAGGCGGUGCAGCGCAAGUACCGGGACAUCAUCUACCGCACGCAGAUGCCCAUCCUCAAGCAGGACGUCGAGACAAUGUGGCAUCGGUUCGACUUCGGGUUGGAGCUAAAGAACUACGUGAUAAGCAGUCUUCUGGACGAGAUCGACUUUGAAGACUGGCAGGCGUUCUACAACCAGAGGGACCACACCGCCGCCGUCGACAGGCUGCUUGAGUCACUGGAAACAAUAGCGAGCAGGACGGAGGUCCUGGUGAGACCAGGAAAUGUUCCGUUACAGUACGUGUACUCGGCAGUGCCUUCGUCGGUAGUCAGGCCCUGUCACUUGUGGCCUUGUGCAGAGGAGAACGAGCGCCGGCUGGUGGAGGUGCGCACGUGGUACGAGGCGGAGCGAGACCGCCUGCUAGCGGCGGGGGCGGAGUUCCGGCGCAGGGUGGAGGAGGCGCAGCGCCACGGCGAGGAGGACCUGGGCGCCACGCUGUGGCGCAUGCGCGCCGAGCACAACGCCGCCACCGCCGCCUACCACGACGACGCCGAGACGAGGACCUGCGAGCUGCGCAACGAGUACAGCGACACGAUGAACCUGAUGCGGUCGGAGCGCGAGCGGCGCGUCAACCUGCUGUGGGCGCGCUGCCACGGCACCGUGGCCGACUACCGCCAGCGCACCGCGCCGCGCCGCAAGGAGCACGACCGCCUGCAGCGCCUCGACAGCGACUCGGGCGACGAACGCCUCGCCGACCUCUACGAAGAACUACACGACCUGCAGUUGCAACUGCAAGAAGUCCGCCAGUACCAGUCAGAUCGGCUUGGUGUGUUACGAAAGGAAAGGGACAACUAUGGAACAUUGUACACAACCCUUAUGAAUGACAAGGAGGCGGGCACCCUAACUGACAAAAAGCAAGCUAUGCACCUCGCUGUAUGUUGUGCAGCCACCACCAAGAGACUGCAACAAUUGCAAAAGAAGGCAGAACUUAUUCUGGAGUUGACAACUCUUUGCCGCAAAUAUGAGCUGCAAGAGGAGAAAGUGGUACCAUUUCAAAAAUCUUCAGUAGAAGUUCCAGAUGCUACAGGACAAGAGAUGCAAAGGGCUAUGAUAAUGGAGCAGUUACAGGGGACGAGUGACACUCUUACUCUGAUGGAUCAUUUCUGGCAAAAAGUUGCAAAGGUGCAAAUGCGUCAUACAGAGCUACAGCUGGUCCACAAUCAACUCCAGGAAGAGAAUAGAGAACUGAGACAAGCACUGUGCAAUUAUCUUCAAGAACUUGCUCCUCACAAGGAAGUACAGCUUCCAUUCUAA
Molecule: messenger RNA, 1317 nt
Organism: Schistocerca serialis cubense
Lineage: Eukaryota; Metazoa; Arthropoda; Insecta; Orthoptera; Acrididae
Product: dynein regulatory complex subunit 2-like
Exons: 7
Coding region: 1-1317 (438 amino acids)
Source: RefSeq, a predicted model, not a curated record